This is a messenger RNA of Aspergillus brunneoviolaceus CBS 621.78, 1965 nucleotides long. RefSeq lists its product as uncharacterized. NCBI's taxonomy places the organism in Eukaryota, Fungi, Ascomycota, Eurotiomycetes, Eurotiales, Aspergillaceae. The transcript is spliced from 2 exons. The coding region runs from base 1 to 1965 and encodes 654 amino acids. Gene Ontology annotation, biological process: DNA-templated transcription; positive regulation of transcription by RNA polymerase II. The record is from RefSeq and is a predicted model, not a curated record. Gene Ontology annotation, molecular function: DNA-binding transcription factor activity, RNA polymerase II-specific; DNA binding; zinc ion binding.
AUGCCAAAUCCCAGAUUGCCGAAGAGAAAGCGCAUUGGCCGGGCGUGUGACCAAUGUCGGCGUCGGAAGUCCAAGUGCGGCGGCGAGCAGCCCGUGUGCUCCAUCUGCCAGGCGGCAAACCGGACGUGCACGUAUCAAAAUAGCAGUCGACGAAGAGGGUUGCAAUCGGGAUAUGUGAGGAGCUUGGAGGUCGCGCUCGGGAUUAUCCUCGAACGGGUCCCUAAUAGUGAGAGCACGCUGCAGCGUAUCGUCCGAGGUGCUCGGGAGGGUAAGCGUCUCGCUUGCAGUGAGUUGGCCGACCGUUGGAGGAGGUCAAAGCCCGCCAAAGAGGUUAUUUACUUGAGUCAAGCAGAGGCUGGAGAUGAUGCAGGCGACAUUGUCUUUGAUGAUGAUGGGCUGGGAGAGGAUCUGGUGGAGAACUGCCUGGGUGAAGGAGAAGAAGGAGAGCAGAUGGAGAUGGAAAGGGAAGUCCCCAGACACAGCGGGAGAGAAGAACAACAGCGGGAAGACACUCCACCCCAACAUACUCCGAUAUCACUGGAUCUGCCACUUCCAGAUAAUACACCCGAGUUGGUGGAUUCCUACUUCCUUCACACCCAUUGCUGGUUUCCAAUAGUCGAACGCAGAGACAUCCUGCGCGUUAUGCAUACCCACUCGGGCUCACCAAGAGACUCUGCGUGUCGUCUCGUGCUCUGGGCCAUUAUUGCCUACACAUCUACCAUGACCCGAUCGCUCCGCUCGAAAAUACAGCAGUCGAUUCAAAUGCGACUCAUCGGGAACUAUGAGGGGACAGAACUGAGCCAUAUCCAAGCCCUCCUCAUCCUCGUCCUCUGUCAUCUUGACCGGGGAGAUCUCGAUCAGGCAUGGGUGCUUGUGGGAUACGCGACUCGAUUACUCGCCGUCUUGCCCGCGCCAGCGCGGACUCACCGUUCCAAGCAUGCUUUCGUUGGCUGUACCUUCCUUGACGGGAUCAUAUCGGCUCUGGUCCACAAAUCACCAGCUUUACUCGGACCAGAACACCAGGUCUGUGCACAGGUUGACGAGGAUGACGUGGAUGAAUGGGACACUUGGACCAUGACGAGACGAGUCCAGGGUGAGGAAACGCGAUUCAUUUCGAAGAGCCCUCUUCGUGCUCUGAGCACUUUCAACAUGAUCCACAAGUUCAUGCGGAUCCUCAAUCGCCUGCCGCUGUGCACCUCGGGCGUCAUCUCUGCACAUGAGGUCUUGGUAGACUUGCAACGCUUACAGAAGCAGAUAUCCGAGCAACGCCCAUACAAGGGCCGGGAAUAUGCUACGCCCCCUCUAUUGAUCCUUCAUCUCACUUCAUCUUUCGCCUUGUUACACCUGGUCGAGCAGUGCAAGCUGGAGGAUGCUUCCGCAGCCUUAGAGACGGCUCGGAACGUGCGCACGAUGGUCAACCUGCUUGAUGACUACGUGCAGAUUACCGACAAUUUCAGCUCAACCCCACUGCUUCGUUGCUUCACAUUCCAGGCUAGAAAGUCUUUAGAGACCUCAUCCCGAUGCUUCGGAAGUGACGAAGCGGGACAGCUGAAAGAUCGAGUUUCUCGUCAUGUGGACAUGCUGAAGCUCGAAGAUGCCGCCGGCGCCCGCCAGGACUCGGAGGUACCACUGUUCAGACACCGAGUAACAAGCAGUAUGUCUGGUCCUCCUCUCGAUACCCCCGCCCGGCAAGUGCCAGGCUCAGCAGUAGAACGUAGUGAUAUGGUGGUUGCACCAGUCAUACCCCAGAUUCCGACGUCCGCUUGGAAUGUUUCUGGAUCUUUGGCCACACAACCAGUGCAGACACAGGAAACCGAGGACUUUGAUGCCUUAUUCGAAGAGAUCAUGACGUCGAUCCCAGCCAGCAGACACGAACCCACAUUCGCGGAAAACCUGGGCUUCUAUGCGGGCAACAUGGACACAGACUUCCUCGAGCAGCUUCAGUAUAUACCCGAGGAUACUUGA